AUGCUAGGAGUAUCCCGUUUCACACAAGUAAGAGAUGGAAUUCGAAGCUCCGACCUCCGUCAGCGAUCAAAAAUCAAAGAUGCUGUUCUGUACGCCAAACAGUCGAAGAUAAAAUGGGCCGGACACGCAAUGCGUAUGAAUGGCAACCGAUGGACACAAGCCGUUAGUGACUGGAUUCCUCGAGAUGUCAAACCUACUGCAGAAAGACCACCGAUCCGAUGGUCAGAGUUCUUCACAAAGAGCCUUGAAGAAAGGUAUGAUGCUCGUCGUGUCCCUAGAGCGAGUGGAAACCACUGGGUUACUCUCGCACGCGACAGGGAAAAAUGGUAG
Messenger RNA from Angiostrongylus costaricensis, 330 nucleotides. The record is from the annotation of a GenBank genome assembly. NCBI's taxonomy places the organism in Eukaryota, Metazoa, Nematoda, Chromadorea, Rhabditida, Metastrongylidae.